AUGGCGUCCGUGUUCCGUAGUGAGGAGAUGUGCCUGUCCCAGCUCUUCCUCCAGGUGGAGGCUGCAUACUGCUGUGUGGCUGAACUCGGGGAGCUGGACCUGGUGCAGUUCAGAGACCUGAACGCGAGCGUGAACAGCUUCCAGAGGAAGUUUGUGAAUGAAGUCAGAAGGUGUGAGUCUCUGGAGAGGAUCCUCCGUUUUCUGGAAGAUGAGAUGAAAAACGAGAUUCCGGUGAUUCAAGGGCCUGAGAAGUACCUCCCGACCCCUCUCCCUCGGGAGAUGAUCAGCUUGGAGACUGUUCUGGAAAAGUUGGAAAGGGAGUUACAGGAAGCCAACCACAACCAGCAAGAUUUGAAGAAAAGCUACCUACAGUUGACAGAGCUCAAACACCUCCUGAAGAAAACUCAGGACUUCUUUGAGACGGAGACCAACCUGGCUGAUGACUUCUUCGUGGAAGACACCUCAGGCCUCCUGGAGCUCCGCCCUUCACCUGCGUCCAUGUCUGGGAAGCUGGGGUUCACGGCCGGCGUGGUGGACCGGGAGCGGAUGUCUGCCUUCGAGAGGCUGCUGUGGCGCGUCUGCCGAGGGAACAUUUACCUGAGGUUCAGUGAGAUGGCCGUGCCCCUGGAGGACCCCACCACCAAAGAAAACGUUACGAAGAACAUCUUCAUCAUAUUUUACCAAGGCGAGCAGCUGAGGCAGAAGAUCAGGAAGAUCUGUGAAGGGUUUCACGCCACCAUCUACGCCUGCCCAGAGUCUGCGGCCGAGCGGAAGGACAUGCUGGCUGAAGUCAACGUGAGGCUGGAAGACCUGAACAUUGUGAUCACGCAGACGGAGUCCCAUCGCCAGCGCCUGCUGCAGGAGGUGGCCGCCAAAUGGCAGUCGUGGGCCAUCCAGGUGCAGAAGAUGAAGGCCGUCUACCACACCCUGAACCUGUGCAACAUCGACGUCACCCAGCAGUGUGUCAUUGCCGAGAUCUGGUUCCCGGUGGCAGACACGGCACGCAUCCAGAAGGCCUUGGAGCUGGGCAUGGAGCAGAGUGGCUCGGCCAUGGCCCCUAUCCUCACUGUGGUACAAUCUAAAACGGCACCUCCCACGUUUAACAGGACCAACAAGUUCACAGCCGGCUUCCAGAACAUUGUGGAUGCCUAUGGAGUGGGCACCUACCGGGAGAUAAACCCAGCUCCCUACACCAUCAUCACCUUCCCUUUCCUGUUCGCCGUGAUGUUCGGGGACUGUGGACACGGGGCGGUGAUGCUGCUGGCUGCGCUGUGGAUGGUCCUCAAUGAGAGGACCUUACUCGCCCAGAAGUCCAGCAAUGAGAUCUGGAACACCUUCUUCCACGGCCGCUAUCUGAUCCUGGUCAUGGGCGUCUUCUCCAUGUACACCGGCCUCAUCUACAACGACUGCUUCUCCAAGUCCCUCAACAUCUUCGGCUCCUCCUGGAGCGUCCGGCCCAUGUUCAGAAACGGCACAUGGACAGAUCACUUAGUGGAAACAAGUCCCUUCCUGCAGCUGGACCCAGCCGUGCCAGGAGUGUACUCUGGAAACCCGUACCCAUUCGGCAUCGAUCCGGUCUGGAACUUCGCUGCAAACAAGCUGACAUUCCUCAAUUCCUACAAGAUGAAGAUGUCGGUCAUCCUGGGGAUUGUCCAGAUGGUGUUCGGGGUGGUCCUCAGCCUCUUCAACCAUGUAUACUUCAGGAACACGCUCAGCAUCGCUGUGCAGUUCAUCCCCGAGAUGAUCUUCAUUCUGUGUCUCUUUGGAUACCUGGUCUUCAUGAUCAUCUUCAAGUGGUGCCACUUUGACGUCCAUGCAUCCCAGAGUGCCCCCAGCAUCCUCAUCCACUUCAUUAACAUGUUCCUGUUCAACUAUGAUGACCCUUCCAACAAGUCCCUGUACGCACACCAGCGGGAAGUGCAGAGCUUCCUGGUGGUCAUGGCGCUGGUGGCUGUGCCUUGGAUGCUUCUCAUCAAGCCCUUCAUCCUGAGAGCACGGCAUCGCAAAACCCAGCUGCAGGCUUCCAUGCUCCCAGGAGACUGUCCUGAAAGGAACGACGGACACAGCUCCAGCCACGCUGCCAGUUCUGGUCCGAAGGCUCCUGCUGGUGACCACGGAGCCCAGGAGGACCACGACGAGAAGUUCAACUUUGGCGAUGUCUUUGUGCACCAGGCCAUCCACACCAUCGAGUACUGCCUCGGCUGCAUUUCCAACACGGCUUCCUACCUGCGCCUCUGGGCCCUGAGCCUGGCCCACGCCCAACUCUCUGAGGUUCUCUGGACCAUGGUGAUGAACAUCGGUCUUCGCCAACGAGGCUGGGGAGGACUCAUUGGGGUCUUCAUCAUUUUUGCCAUCUUUGCUGUCCUGACGGUUGCCAUCCUCCUCAUCAUGGAGGGCCUCUCUGCUUUCCUGCACGCCCUGCGACUUCACUGGGUGGAGUUCCAGAACAAGUUCUAUGCUGGGGCAGGCUACAAGUUCACCCCCUUCUCCUUCAAACACAUCCUGGACGGCACAGCAGAGGAUUAG
Elephantulus edwardii (Cape elephant shrew) is the source of this 2526-nucleotide messenger RNA. It is a transcript of the gene ATP6V0A4, whose product is annotated as ATPase, H+ transporting, lysosomal V0 subunit a4. Gene Ontology annotation, molecular function: ATPase binding; proton-transporting ATPase activity, rotational mechanism. The record is from RefSeq and is a predicted model, not a curated record. Lineage: Eukaryota; Metazoa; Chordata; Mammalia; Macroscelidea; Macroscelididae. The transcript is spliced from 20 exons. Gene Ontology annotation, cellular component: vacuolar proton-transporting V-type ATPase complex; vacuolar proton-transporting V-type ATPase, V0 domain; plasma membrane. The coding region runs from base 1 to 2526 and encodes 841 amino acids. Gene Ontology annotation, biological process: proton transmembrane transport; vacuolar acidification.